This is a messenger RNA of Arachis duranensis, 4608 nucleotides long. RefSeq lists its product as uncharacterized. The transcript is spliced from 2 exons. Gene Ontology annotation, molecular function: nucleic acid binding; RNA-DNA hybrid ribonuclease activity. Gene Ontology annotation, biological process: DNA integration. The record is from RefSeq and is a predicted model, not a curated record. Lineage: Eukaryota; Viridiplantae; Streptophyta; Magnoliopsida; Fabales; Fabaceae. The coding region runs from base 1 to 4608 and encodes 1535 amino acids.
AUGGCUGAUGCACCUCCACCUACUCCGUCCGAGCUACUUCGGAUGGUAACCGAGCUUCAGCAGGCAAAUCAGCGCAUGGCAGAGGCAAAUCAGCGUAUGGCUGAGGAAAAUCAAAGAAUGCAGCAGCAAAUUCAGCAAAUAGCCAACGCCCGACUCGAGCAUAACGACAACCGUCAUGGAGGAAACGCCAAUGACGAGAAUCAAUCUCAGCCGACACAUGUUUCGGAAACUCCCCAGGAUGAUGAUGGAAGGGAUCCUCAAAACAAUGAAGCCUCACUGAAAGACGAAGGAGAGGAGCCUGACAACUCGGCAGGACCUUUCACAGCUGAUAUCAUGAAUUUUCAACUGCCCCGGCAAUUUACAUUGCCAACGACUUUGAAUCCGUAUGAUGGCUUAGGCGACCCAAAGCAGCACAUCAAAAAGUUCCGAUCUAUCAUGAUCGUUAACGGUGCAUCCGAUCCUAUUCUAUGUCGUUGUUUUCCCUCCUUUUUGGAUGGUCCUGCACUUGACUGGUUUUGCUCUUUGCCUGCAGAUUCAAUUUCACGUUUCCAGGAGUUAGCAAAGCAGUUUGAAGAUCAUUUCGCAGCAUCAGCAAUAUAUCUGCAUGAUUCCGACUACCUAACGACUGUAAAGCAAGGAAAGUUUCAAGAAGCCAUUGCAGUAGCCAAGCCGAAGACUUUGGCCGAGUUUCGAGAAAAGGCAAAAGGGCAAAUAGACAUUGAAGAGCUUCGUCAAGCUCGCAAAGCGGAAAAGUCGGCAACUACUAAAGAAGAUGAUAAGCCUCGGGACAAUAAGAAGACUUUCAGACCAACUCCUCGCUAUGAAACCUGCACUCAGUUUAACGCGAAGAGAGAUGAUAUUAUUAAGGAAAUUUUGAAUUCCAAGCAGAUUAAACCUCCUCUCAAAGCUGGCAGUUAUCCCGAGCCGAAGAAUAUAGACAAGUCCAAAUACUGCACAUUCCAUCAGAAGUAUGGUCACACAACCGAUGAGUGUGUGAUCGCCAAAGACCUUUUAGAACGUUUAGCAAGACAAGGACAUCUUGAUAAAUAUAUCUCAGGCCACAUGCAGAAAAGAUCCGUUUCCAUUUCAGAUCCACCCCCUGUAGGACCAUCAUCAUCAUCAAAAGAUAAGGAAAAGGCGCCGGCUCAGCCUAGGGGUAUAAUUAAUUGCAUCUCGGGCGGUUACGCCGGAGGUGGACAAACAAGUUCGGCAAGAAAACGGACAUACAGGGCCAUGCUCGCACUAGGAGAUACCACCAACAAUCCCCAGCCAUUGCAGGAGAUUCCGGAGAUGACAUUUUGCCCAACCGACUUUAAUUGCAAGGAUACCAACCUAGAUGACCCAGUCGUCAUCUCUCUUCAGUUGGGCGACUUAAUAGUUCGGAAAGUGCUGCUAGACCCAGGCAGCAGUGCUGACGUGCUAUUUUUUACAACAUUUGAAAAAAUGAAAUUAAGUACUAAUAUUUUGCAACCGUCUGCAGGUGACUUGGUCGGAUUUUCCGGGGAACGCGUUCCAGUGAUGGGUUCAGUGUGGUUACAAACCACACUCGGUGAGCAGCCUCUAUCUAAAACACAUGACAUCCAAUAUCUUGUUGUAGACUGUUUCAGUCCCUAUAACCUUAUCUUAGGAAGACCUUUUUUAAAUAGAUUUACGGCGAUUGUAUCCACUGUUCAUCUCUGUGUCAAGUUUCCCGUGCAGGACAAUAUUGUAGCCACAAUCCAUGGUGAUUUGCAAGAAGCUCUGCAUUGUUAUAAUACAAGCCUAAAACCUAUCAAGAGGAGUUGCGAACGACGUAUAAACUCCAUCACUUCCGAACAACCAACAUUAGCCGAGCUUGACCCUAGAGCCGACUUUCUAGAUCGUCCUCUGCCAAAUGAAGAGCUAACAAAGAUUAUGUUAACUGAUGACCCAAUGAAAUUCACUUUCAUAGGAACCUCGGUAAAAGACAAAGAACGGGAGAAGCUCAUCCGUUUUUUGCAGAAGAACGCCGAUCUUUUUGCUUGGACAUCUGGAGACAUGCCAGGCAUUGAUCCAUCCGUUAUUACUCACAAAUUGGCAAUAAGCCCAGCAGCUCGACCAAUAUCUCAGAAAAAAAGAAAUCUCGGAACUGAGAAAAGAAUGGCAUCCAUGGCUGAAGCCAAGAAGCUCAUUGAUGCAAAUUUCAUCCGAGAAAUCAGGUUUACAACUUGGCUGGCCAACGUCGUCAUGGUAAAGAAAAAUAAUGGUAAAUGGCGCAUGUGCGUCGACUUUACUGAUUUAAAUAAAGCAUGUCCUAAAGACGCUUACCCUCUGCCUUCUAUCGAUACUUUAGUAGACAACUCUUGUGGAUAUGGCACCUUGAGUUUCAUGGAUGCAUACUCUGGUUAUAACCAGAUCCUUAUGCACCCAUCAGACCAAGAAAAAACGGCUUUUAUUACUGAAUAUGGUAAUUAUUGCUACAAUGUCAUGCCUUUUGGCUUAAAGAAUGCAGGUGCAACAUACCAAAGACUGAUGAACAGGGUCUUCGAGCAACAGAUAGGUCGGAAUAUUGAGGUGUAUGUCGAUGACAUGGUCGCCAAGACAAAGGUCGGCCAUUCCCAUAUUGAAGACCUUGCCGAAAUAUUUGGCCAAAUCCGAGCUUACAACAUGAGGCUCAACCCGGAAAAAUGCGCCUUUGGUGUUAUCGGAGGAAAAUUCCUCGACUUCAUGCUUACUAGCCGAGGAAUUGAAGAAAAUCCCGAAAAAUGUCAGGCGAUCCUUGAUAUGAAUAGUCCCACAAACAUUAAAGAGGUUCAGCGAUUAACAGGGAGGUUGGCAGCUCUCUCCAGAUUUCUGCCAUGCCUGGCGUCCAAGUCCUUCAGCUUUUUUCGAUGUUUACGGAAGAACACAAAUUUCCAAUGGGAUGAAAAUUGUGAAAUGGCAUUUCAAAGUUUAAAACAAUUUCUUUCUAAACCACCUGUUUUGCAAAAACCUAACAUUGGUGAACCAUUAUAUUUAUAUUUGUCAGUUACUGAUAUAGCGGUUAGCUCUGUUCUUGUUGCAGAAAAAGAGAAAACACAACAACCAGUUUAUUUUGUAAGCAAAUCAUUGCAGAAUGCUGAGCUUCGCUAUCCGAGGUUAGAAAAGCUCGCCUAUGCACUUGUUUUUUCUGCAAGACGACUCCGCCCCUACUUUCAGAGUCAUACAAUUUACGUCAGAACUUCUCAACCCUUACGCCAAAUACUCGCCAAACCCGAGCUUGCCGGGAGAUUGAUAAGAUGGUCUAUUGAACUGUCCGAAUUUGAUAUUCAAUAUCAACCUAGAGGAUCUGUCAAAUCACAAUACCUGGCCGACUUUGUUGUCGAGCUCACGGGACCAAGCACAUACAUAGAGGAUGCAGGUUGGAUGUUAUUUGUUGAUGGGGCCUCUAACCCCCAUGGAUCUGGAGCAGGAAUACUUUUGGAAAAUGCUGAAGGAGUCGUUAUUGAACAUUCUAUACGAUUUUCAUUCAAGGCCAGCAAUAAUCAAGCCGAGUAUGAAGCCCUACUCGCAGGGCUCAGGUUAGCAACAGAGCUACAUGUUGUUAAUUUAAAAGUUUAUUGUGAUUCUCUAUUAGUUGUUCAACAAGUAAAUCAGAGUUUUCAAACAAAAGAUCCAGUUUUAUCAAAAUAUGUAGUUCUUGUCAAAAACCUCAUGGAUCGUUUCUCAAAAAUUGAAAUUCAUCAUAUAGCAAGAGAUCAAAAUCAUAGGGCAGAUAUAUUAUCAAAGCUUGCUUCCACUCAAUCACACACUGCCUCACUACUACAAUCCACUAUCCACGAGCCGAGCAUAAACAUCCUUAGCAUUUCUCAUAUAGAGCAAGAAGCCGGUUGGCAAAAGCCAUACAUUCAAUACCUUAAAAGUGGAGAACUCCCACAAGAGAUACAAGAUGUAAAAAAGUUCAAACGACAGGCAUCUUUCUUUACAUUAUUAAAUAACCUGUUGUAUAGGCGGGGCUACUCCCGACCAUUAUUGAAAUGCUUAGACAGGACAGAGGCCGACCUAGCCUUAGCCGAGGUCCAUGAAGGCAUUUGUGGAAUACACUCAGGAGCCAGAAGUCUAGCACAAAAGAUUCUUCGUGCUGGUUUUUAUUGGCCGACCAUAUGGGAGGACAGUCGGAAAAAGGUCCGAACUUGCGACCGCUGCCAAAAACAUGCCCCGACCAUUAACAUCCCCGCCGAGGAUUUACAUCAGUCAACAGUAAGCUGGCCAUUUAAUCAUUGGGGAAUAGAUAUUCUGGGACCUUUUCCCACAGCCCCGAGACAGGUAAAAUAUUUGGUUGUGGCAAUUGAUUACUUUUCUAAAUGGAUUGAGGCUCAACCUCUAGCUAGAAUUACAUUAGUUCAAAUGAUUUCUUUUGUUUGGCAAAAGAUAAUUUGCAGAUUUGGUAUACCUCGUCACAUUGUAACUGAUAAUGGUCGACAGUUUACCGACCAUAAUUUUAAGAAUUUUUUACAGAAUUUAAAGAUUAAGCAACAUUUCUCCUCGGUGGAGCAUCCUCAAUCUAACGGCUUAGCUGAAGCUGCAAACAAGGUCGUCCUGCAGGCUUUAAGGAAGAAGCUCGAUGACGCCAAAGGAUUAUGGGCUGAACUUGUUCCAGAAAUUUUAUGA